AUGCUUCCUACUAGGCAUAGUAUAAAUCCAAAUCAUGGAUCAGAUGCUAAUUUCAUCAGGAACAAUACUUUUGGGGUAGAGGAGCCGAACACAAAGACAACAAUAUGGUACAAAUGGAUUAGUAAUCGCAUUCGUCAGUAUAUGAUUCCGGAAAUCUUCUAUUUCAUUUCUCUGGUUUUGAUUCUCUACAGAUUACAAACUCUUUCUAAUCAAAACGAUCGGGUUUUAGAAACGAUCAAUUCAAUGCAGUCUAAGUUUGCUAAUAUGGAAAGAAAAAUAGAAUCGUUAGUGUCUCAAAAACCCAAUCAGGAUAUAAGCCCGUUUGACAAUACCGAACCUCUGGAACAAUCAAUUGCUAAUGUACUGAAGUCUAUGAAAACUCCAGAACAAGAUUCAAUAGAAAAAAUGGAGCCCAUUAUUCCGCAAUCGAAACAAGGAACAACUAAAACUGCGGAGAGUACUUCUGAAGUUUCUGUAUCCAAAGAACAAUAUCGCUUCAAUGCUACUGAUUAUCUGAAAAGAGCAUCAGUGGACAAUGAUUAUUCUUCGAGUUCAAAUUUAAAUCCAAUAAUUGGAUAUGAUCAAACUAAUCUUGUUUUACUGGAUCGCCCUGAGCCGCCAGCAGAUAAAGCAUGGUGCUCAAACACUCAGAAUCCAGUACUCUCUAUUAAUCUGGCCAAGUAUAUCAAACCAAUUUCAGUAUCAUAUCAACAUUCUAAAUGGAAUGGAACUAUUCCAAAUGGGGCUCCGAGAACAUAUGAUGUUGUGACGGAUAAAAGCUGUACUUUACUUUAUAAUAACAGUUGUUGCUCCGAGUGUCCCGAAUGCUGCGAAGAAUGUUUGAUAUCUAAUUAUAAUGGAAGAACUUUGGGAAAUAUUGUCGGAUACACAAUGUUUAGUGUUGUGAUAGGGAUGAUAGCAAUACUUGUUCUUUUAAUUACAGAUAAAAACUGUACUGUACUCUAUAAAAACAAUUGCUUCACCGAGUGUCCCGAAUGUUGUCAGGAAUGUUCGAUAACUGAUUAUAACGGAACAGCUUUGGGAAACAUUGUCGGAAACACAAUCCUUGGUAUUAUCAUAGGAAUAUUAUCAUUAAUGUUUCUUUUCUUGGCUUUAGCGGCUUAA
This is a messenger RNA of Caenorhabditis briggsae, 1125 nucleotides long. Gene Ontology annotation, cellular component: nuclear envelope; meiotic nuclear membrane microtubule tethering complex. Gene Ontology annotation, biological process: nuclear envelope organization. Lineage: Eukaryota; Metazoa; Nematoda; Chromadorea; Rhabditida; Rhabditidae. The transcript is spliced from 5 exons. The coding region runs from base 1 to 1125 and encodes 374 amino acids. The record is from RefSeq and is a predicted model, not a curated record. Gene Ontology annotation, molecular function: protein-membrane adaptor activity.